Alternaria rosae is the source of this 2187-nucleotide messenger RNA. RefSeq names its product glutamyl-tRNA amidotransferase. The record is from RefSeq and is a predicted model, not a curated record. The transcript is spliced from 3 exons. Lineage: Eukaryota; Fungi; Ascomycota; Dothideomycetes; Pleosporales; Pleosporaceae. The coding region runs from base 132 to 1994 and encodes 620 amino acids.
UAUGUCUUGGAGAUCAAUCUCUUCGGUAAAGCAAGAAAUACCGCCAACGUAUAAAGCUCGCAGGCCUGCAGCCGAAUGAAGCUUCAUCACGAACUUCCACUAGACCCCGGUUUGAACCUUUCGUGAGCAAGAUGCGCUUCUCUCGGUCUCUCGGCAUCGCGUCCUGCAUUGUCGCCGGUGUGCAGGCUGCCGUGUCUUCCACUGGAUUCACGGUAUCGUUGGCCGACAUCGACUACUUCCUGCCGCCUAAGCCAAUUGCGAAGAUAUCGAGCUGCGAAGAGAUCCAAGCCUCCUUCGAAGAUGCUCCGUUUGUGCCGUUCACAGUGGUGAAGUCUCACGACGAUGGUGUGGAUGUCGCGUCGCUUACAGCAAGCUACUCGCAUGAUGAUGUAUGGCAACAAGGUUUCAUGGACGCCGUUUACGUCCAAGGAAGCGACUCCAAACCAACGAACUCUUCUUUGACCAUACUGUCGGGCACCGCAUCCAAGGAACUAGCUCCGGGUCCCUACUUCAUCAACGCAGUUGGUCAUGUCUACGAGGCAUGGAGGCUGUUCUCCGAUAUGCAAGGCGCUUUCACUGAGUCUGCAAUCGCCAACGGUGAUGGUUCAUAUUCGGUCUUGCCCGCGGGAACUGUGGGCCAAAAGCAUGCCAUCGCCGUGCCUUCGCGACUGUACUUCACCAAGACGGCCGAGAAGCCUCUGGCUGGUGUGCGUAUCGGUAUCAAGGACAUCUACGAUAUCAAGGGUCUGCGAACAUCCAACGGAAAUCGAGCUUGGUACUGGCUGUAUCCUCCUGCCAACGCGACUGCACCUCCCGUUCAGAACCUGAUAGAUGCGGGAGCGAUCAUUGUUGGCAAGAUGAUCACGUCGCAAUUCGCUAAUGGUGAGACCGCAACGGCUGACUGGGUUGACUACCACGAGGCAUUCAACCCCCGUGGUGAUGGCUACCAAGAUACCUCCUCCAGUUCCUCCGGUGGCGGCGCUGGUACCGCGUCGUACUCUUGGCUCGAUGUCAGUCUCGGAUCCGACACCGGCGGCAGUGUGCGCGGCCCAUCGCAGGUUCAAGGUCUCUACGGCAAUCGACCGUCUCACGGACUGGUUUCCCUAGACCACACCAUGCCACUGAGUCCCGUACUCGACACCCCCGGACUAUUGGCGCGCAACCCUCAAAUCUGGAUGGAGGCAGCCCAAGUCAUGUACGGUCCCAACAUCACCAUCACAAGCAGCUAUCCAACAAGCGUCCAAACCCUUGGCUGGCCCACCGAAGUCGAAGAUGUCGCGGAUCAGCUUCUCGUCGAUUUCCUAGGAAACGUGACCGACUUCCUCAGCGCCAACGCUACCGCCUUCAACGUCACAGCGUCUUUCGACACUGCGAACACGGAUGUCGCACCCCUUACAACCUUCAUGAACCUCACCUACGCCCUCCUAAUCACCAAACAGCAGAUCGAGCUCGUCCGUGAGCCCUUCUACGCCGACUAUGCCGAAGUCCACGACGGCCGCCUUCCCUUCGUCAACCCUGUCCCGCUAGCUCGUUGGGGCUGGGGCGACAACCAAACCAUCACCGUCGACGAGGCCGUCAACAACAAAACCAUCUUCCAGACCUGGGCCAACGAGACCUUCCUUGCUCCCUCGCACGAGACAUGCUCUGAGUCCUUGAUCAUGUACGUCGGCUCCACCGGCGGUACCACGUACCGUAACACGUACUGGGACGAACCCGGUGUUCCUUUCGGAUUCGGCAACAGCCGUAUCUCGGUUAUGGCGGAGGUACCGGACUAUGUUGUGCCACUGGGUGAAGCGCCGUAUAACUCGACUAUUACGGGUCAUGUGGAGUAUUUGCCUGUUACGGCGAAUUUGAUGGCGGCGAAGGGGUGUGAUGGCAUGUUGUUCUCGCUUAUUAAUGAGCUUUAUGAGGCGGGUAUCUUGAAGGAAAGUAUGGUUGGUCAGAGUGGGGUUACGGGUGGGGAGAUUCUAUUGAGGAGGGAUGGGCUGUGGUGAUGAUACUAUACCUCCUCGUGCAAUACUGGAUUAUCAAGUGCAACAUCAAGCCGCUUAAUACUCACGUUCGCUCAUCGCAAUCGCAUGGCCCAAGAAGGCACUAUGCACGUAGGAAGGUUGUAGCAAGGACGGUCACCUGGGCAGCUUACCGGAAAGUAUAGUAAGCCGGGGCAAACUUAUGAGCGGCGGUUAC